Pestalotiopsis fici W106-1 is the source of this 1818-nucleotide messenger RNA. RefSeq lists its product as uncharacterized. The transcript has 4 exons. NCBI's taxonomy places the organism in Eukaryota, Fungi, Ascomycota, Sordariomycetes, Amphisphaeriales, Sporocadaceae. The record is from RefSeq and is a predicted model, not a curated record. The coding region runs from base 1 to 1818 and encodes 605 amino acids. Gene Ontology annotation, molecular function: D-lactate dehydrogenase (NAD+) activity; FAD binding; D-lactate dehydrogenase (cytochrome) activity. Gene Ontology annotation, cellular component: mitochondrion. Gene Ontology annotation, biological process: lactate catabolic process.
AUGUCGCGCCUACUUACACGGAAGGGCCAGGUCACCCUGCGCAGCCUCAAUGGCGGUUUGCACAGCAGCGUCUCCGCACCGACAGCUUACGCCACAACAAGAGCCGGAGUUCUGAGCUCACGACACACUGCCGCCCGAUGCUACGCCACUGACAAGCAGGAUGGGUCGUCUUUCAAGGGUCAAAUGCUCGAGUCUGUCCAGUCGCGCAUUGCCCGCGAAAAGCAGGAGCGCGCCAAGUUCGCCGCGGAGAGACAAACCACGGCAGGCUCUCGGGCUUGGGGUAUCACAUUCAUGUUCGUUGCUGGUGCUCUAGGAUCUUACUACCUUGGAACAUUAAGUCCUCGUGAACUCGACCCGAACUCGACCGUUCCGCUUUCCCAAUCUCACCCUCCACGACACAACCUUGGCAAGGCCAACCUCGAAGCCGCUUGGACAGACUUUGCUGCUGUAGUUGGCAAGGAGAAUGUCAGCACGCUGGAUGCCGACUUGGACACACACUCGACCUCGGGCUGGUCUUCGUACCGUGCCCAAAAGGAUGAGAAGCCAUUUUGUGUUGUAUUCCCCGGCUCCACUGAAGAGGUUUCCGAGAUCAUGAAGAUUUGUCACUCGAGGAGGAUACCAGUUGUUGGCUACAGCGGAGGUACAAGCUUGGAGGGACAUUUCACACCCACAUCAGGAGGCAUCAGUAUUGACUUUAGGCGCAUGAACAAGAUUCUCAAGUUGCACAAGGACGAUCUAGACGUUGUAGUUCAACCUGCAGUUGGAUGGGAGCUUCUUAAUGAGGAGUUGGCCAAAGACAACUUGUUCUUCCCUCCCGACCCAGGCCCAGGUGCCAUGAUCGGUGGUAUGAUUGGUACCGGAUGCAGUGGCACAAAUGCGUAUCGUUACGGCACCAUGCGAGAAUGGGUCAUUUCUCUGACUGUUGUUCUCGCUGAUGGAACUGUCAUCAAGACAAGACAGCGCCCAAGAAAGUCUUCAGCAGGCUACGAUCUGACCAAGCUCUUCAUUGGCAACGAGGGGACAUUGGGAUUGGUCACAGAAGCGACACUCAAGCUGACGGUGAAGCCACAAAGCACCAGCGUCGCCGUUUGCGCCUUUGACACCAUCCGCCAGGCCGCAGACUGCGUUGGCAAGGUGGUCGGCCAAGGCGUUCCGGUAGCCGCUGUGGAGAUUCUGGAUGAGGAGCAAAUGAAAUGCAUCAACAAAGCAGGCAUGACGUCCAAGGAAUGGAAAGAGGCACCUACCCUCUUCUUCAAAUUCAGUGGCACAGAGCGCGGAGUCCAGGAACAGAUCCAGAUUGUCAAGAACAUGGCUCGCAGCACGGGCUCCAAAAGCUUUGAGUUUGCCAAAAGCGAGGAGGAGAAGACCGAAUUGUGGAGUGCACGGAAAGAAGCAUUGUGGAGCACACAAGCAGUGGCAAAGGAGGGCGACAACGUUUGGACUGGUGAUGUCGCAGUCCCUAUCAGCAGGCUGCCUGACCUCAUUGAGCUGACAAAGAACGACAUCAAGAAGAGCGGUCUGUAUGCAACCAUUGUGGGCCAUGUAGGUGAUGGAAACUUCCACGUCAUUCUGCUUUCAAACGACAACCAGAGACUUGAAGCCGAGGAGUUGAUGCAUAGUAUGGUCAAACGGGCUGUGGAAAUGGAGGGUACAACUACGGGAGAGCACGGUGUGGGAUUGGUCAAGAGAGACUACUUGCCGCAUGAGCUUGGUGAAAGCACCGUGGACACCAUGAGAAAGGCAUUGCAAAAAAACACGAGAUUUUCAAUGCAGCUUGCCACUUUUACUGUUCUCCAUCUCAAUCCAAUGUCUGUUUGA